Molecule: messenger RNA, 1368 nt
Organism: Nasonia vitripennis (jewel wasp)
Lineage: Eukaryota; Metazoa; Arthropoda; Insecta; Hymenoptera; Pteromalidae
Exons: 4
Coding region: 56-1030 (324 amino acids)
Source: RefSeq, a predicted model, not a curated record
AAAGCAAAUAAAAGACGGGGUACGACUUCACUUGGGUUUUGUACAAAAUACAAAAAUGGCGUCCACACCGGCGAGCAAGGGCACGCGAAAAACGUACAGUUUCGAAGAAAGAGAAAUUUUAGUUAAUUUGAUAUAUAAAUACCUGGUGGACGGCGACGAGGAGAAACCACUGGACACCUCGGGUUCCGGCUCGAAAAAAAAGUCGGCUUGGUCCCAGCUAACCGAAGAGUACAACUCGCUCGUGGGUUCGGACAAUUCACGGACCUCCAUCCAGUUGCGGAGAUGCUGGGAGAAUAUGAAAGCUAACAAAAAGAAUCGCGACGACAAACGAACGACGGAGAAAACCGCGAGCGAGAACCUUCCACCGCAACUGCCCCCGGCGAAUGUGGCUCUUCCGCCGAACGUUGUGUUUCGAUCGAGCGACUCUGAACCGUUUACGUUCGAAGGGAUGCUGCCUUCUAAUUUUAAAAAGCAAGAAUCCAAUCUCGAUGACAAACGAACGACUGAGAAAAUGGCGACUGGCGACCCCCUUCUGCAACCGCUUCCAACGUCUCUGCGACUUCCGCCGAACGCCGUGCUGCAACCGAACGACUCGGAACCGUUUGCGUUCGAGGGGUUGCUGCCCUCUACUUUUCAAAGACAUUCGAACAAAGAUAUAGAAUUAAAUGGGCAUGCAGCUGGAUCAGAGCAAGUUGAAAAUCGCGAAUCAGUAGCAAUGGAUAAAAUUUUCGUUGAUACUGAAGAUCCACCAUCGAAAAAAAUGAAGAAAAAGUCUCCUAAAAAUCAGAUUAAACCAAAAUUACCGAAAUCUAAUAAAAUGCAGAAAAAUGAGCUGUACGAGUACACGAUUUCCGAGGCGCAAUUGAAGUUGGAUACAGCUGCUUUGUUGAAAGAGGAAGCAAAGCUAAAACUCGAAGAGGCAGAGUACAGAAAGGAAGAAGCCAGAAUGCGUAUGAUCUGCGCUAACUAUAAAUUGCAAAGAUUGAGAGAAGACUGCGAAGCCGCGAUUGAUGAUAGCGAAGAGAAGUAAUCUUUAUUAUAUGGUUAUUAAAAAGUUUAUUUAUAUGUACUGUAAAAAGCUGUUACGUUUACUACUUUAGCUAUAUCUAGUAAUUGUUAUAAAGAUAAAAAAAACGUUAUGACAAUUUUAUUGAAUGAAAAUGUAUUCUAUUUAAAAAUCUUAAUAUAGGUAAAUACUUAUAUUUAAAUUACAUUUAGAUUUUAUUACAUAAUAAGGUUGUUUACAAUGUACAAAUGCAGUUGGCAGUUUUAAAGAUUAUUGUACCGACUUGCGUUUAAAAUCGCAUAAUGUCAAUGUAACAAUAACCUUAAACAUACCCUUCAAUUAAUAAAUGCAACAAAAUUCGA